Molecule: messenger RNA, 2514 nt
Organism: Notolabrus celidotus (New Zealand spotty)
Lineage: Eukaryota; Metazoa; Chordata; Actinopteri; Labriformes; Labridae
Gene: mospd2
Product: motile sperm domain containing 2
Exons: 15
Coding region: 534-2096 (520 amino acids)
Source: RefSeq, a predicted model, not a curated record
AUACUUCCUGACUGACAGCUCGAGGAAAUGAUGUCGCUAAGUUGAGAGCUGUCACUUUCACGACAGAAGUCUCAAACAUGUAUUUAGUUUUAGGACUGGCAGGUAAAAUAUCACUGUAGUUGAGAGAUUCCACCGCUUUCACGUUUCCAACGCGCCAUGUGGAAUUGAACGCUUCCUGCCACUCCCGGUGCAUUCUGGGUGAAGUGGGUAAACAGUAGUGAGUUGACGAUAUUAAGGUGAAGUGUUUCACUUGUUAGACCCAUUUACAAGGUUAAAUCGUCCGAAUGAUUGGAUUACAGCUUUACUCGUGAGAUCGAAAGCAUUUAAACACUCCUUCUGCUCGCUCGGCUCAAACAAACAACAAAGCAGAGAGGUGUGGCUUAAAGCUGGAGCCAAAAUGGACAGCACAGGACGCCAGUUGCACAUUCUGCACUGAUUCCUCCAGCGAUCACUAGCAAGGCUCUGCUCUGUACUUGCUAGCUCAACGAGGAACUGCCACAGAGAAGAAGAAGGGAACUCGGGGACAGUUGAAGAUGGCUGAACUUGAGCAACACGAAGGCGCACAGGACAUGGAUAAGAAGAUUGAAGAGACGAGACUGAGAUUCAAGAAUGAGUUCCUCCAAGACUCGGCAGAGAAAUAUGACUCCAGAGAUGUGGACAGGCUUGAAAAAGAUGAUGCUCUAGUGGAGGGCUACCUCACAUGGAGAAUCUAUGUCGUUGAUGAUGCCCUGAAAAUGAUUGAUGACAGUUUUCAAUGGAGAAAAGAAUAUGGUGUGAAUGAUCUCAGUGAGAGCAUCAUCCCCAGAUGGAUGUUUGAAACUGGUGCCGUCUACCUCCAUGGCUAUGACAAAGAAGGCAACAAGCUCUUCUGGUUUAAGGUGAAGCUUCACGUCAAGGAUGCAAAAACCCUCCAGGAUAAGAAGAAGUAUGUUGCCUUCUGGCUGGAGCGCUAUGCAAAGAAAGAACCUGGGAUGCCUCUCACUGUCGUGUUCGACAUGGCAGAAUCUGGACUCAGCAAUAUAGACAUGGAUUUUGUGAGGUACAUUAUCAACUGCUUCAAAAUAUACUAUCCAAAGUUUUUAUCCAAAAUGAUCAUCGUGGAUAUGCCUUGGAUCAUGAACGCUGCGUGGAAGAUUGUGAAAUCUUGGCUGGGUCCUGAGGCAAUCAGCAAGCUCAAGUUUGCAUCCAAAUCUGAGAUUCCAUCCUACAUAGGUCUUGAGUAUCUGCCACCUCACAUGGGUGGAACGGAUCCCUUCAAGUACAGCUACCCUCCUCUCCCUGAUGACGACUUCCAAACACCAAUCUGCGACAACGGACCUAUUAUGAGUGAGGACGAGGCGGAGAGCAAAGAGGGUGAACUGGAGGGCAAAGAUAACCUUGAGUCCAGCUUCAACUCUGAGGUUGCGGUAAAGCCCAAAAAGGUGAACUUUGUGGAGGACAGUUUGAGGUCAGAGGACAAUGAUAAAGGAGAAACGAGCAGCAGGACCAAAGGGGUCAGGAAGCCACUGACCACAUUCAAAGGCCCUCUGCUUGAUGUCAGCCCAGCAGAGGAGCUCAGCUUCGGUUCUGGGGAGACAGAAAAAAAAAGCCUCAUUAUCCUGAGCAAUGUGACCAAAAACCAAGUGGCCUUUAAGGUACGGACCACAGCACCUGAGAAGUACAGAGUGAAGCCCAGCAGCAGCAGCUGUGAAGCAGGGGCUUCAGUAGACAUAGUCGUGUCUCUACAUGGAGGUUCUCAGGCCUCUCCACAGGACAGAUUUUUGGUUAUGGCUGCAGAGAUGGACAACGCUGGAUCACAAGAACUUGCACAGUUCUGGAAAGAAGUACCAAAAACUAAGAUCAUGGAGCACAGGUUGCGCUGUUAUGUUCUGGAGAGUGCAAGAUCAACAAUGGGUCCCCUCAAGGACAGCCUGGUGGAGACGGGGACCAGUGGGCAGCAGGAAUUAAACACGACGCUCAUGCGAGUCAUGGCCAGCAGCUCACGGAUGGAGCAGAAGCUGAAUACAUGUCUGUGGGUGCAGAAGGUGCUCGUCAUGUUGGUGCUGGUCCUCGUGGUGCUUAAUCUGCAAUGUCUUUACCUCCUGGGUACGUCUUGACCGGCAGCUUCCUCCACCUGCAGUCUGUCCACCACAGACCGGUUCCAGCUGGGAAAAAGGUCAACCACCUGAAAGAAGGUCGCCCUGUACUCUCCCUUCCCUCCCCCCUAUCCUCCUCACAGGCUGCUGUCACUUCAGGGAGGGGUGCUGACUUUAGGGAACAAGUGAGUUGUUGAAGUUUCUUUGAGAGAAGACCAAAGUGGUCUGUUGUUUUUUGGCACUUGACAGUUAAUAUAACUUUUAAUAAUGUGACAUCAAAUCAAUUAUGUAUUUUUUAAGACCUCAUGGUAAAAUAAACAUGUAUUUAUUGCAAAACACAAAACAUGUAGGAAAAGAAAGCUAUUUUUGAUCAUUAUGUACAAUUUUUUUAUAAUGUAUAAAGCUACAGAUUAUAAAAUAAACAUCUUUUGUCAAUCUA